This is a messenger RNA of Lampris incognitus (smalleye Pacific opah), 1506 nucleotides long. RefSeq names its product mortality factor 4 like 1 (gene morf4l1). Lineage: Eukaryota; Metazoa; Chordata; Actinopteri; Lampriformes; Lampridae. The transcript is spliced from 12 exons. The record is from RefSeq and is a predicted model, not a curated record. Gene Ontology annotation, biological process: chromatin organization; regulation of DNA-templated transcription. Bases 103 to 1074 code for a protein of 323 amino acids. Gene Ontology annotation, cellular component: nucleus; NuA4 histone acetyltransferase complex.
AGAAGAAGAGGAACGUCAAAGUGCGGCGUCGUUUCUUACAGAAGUAGGAGCUGGCGAUGCCUGGAUUUGAUCUUUCAGAUAUUUUGCUCGUUUGAUCUGUGAAUGGCGCCGAAACAGGACCCUAAACCUAAAUUUCAAGAAGGUGAAAGAGUGCUGUGUUUUCAUGGGCCAUUGCUCUACGAAGCUAAGUGUGUUAAAAUAAACAUCAAGGACAAGCAAAUCAAAUAUUUCAUUCAUUAUAGCGGGUGGAAUAAAAAUUGGGACGAAUGGGUUCCUGAAAGCCGAGUGCUUAAGUAUGUGGACAGUAACCUGCAGAAACAGAAAGAGCUUCAGAGGGCUAAUCAAGACCAUUAUGUAGAGGGAAGAAUGAGGGGGGUAGCACCGAAUAAGAAGAUACCCGCUGCGUCGCAGAAAAGUGAUGUAAAAAACAAAAAGAACAAACAGAAGGCUCCAGGGGCAGGAGAAGGGACCAGUUCAGGGGGAGACCCAUCCCAUCCUCCAAGGAAAAAGAGGGCACGUGUUGACCCAACUGUCGAAAGUGAGGAGACUUUCAUAAAUCGGGUUGAGGUGAAAGUAAAAAUCCCAGAAGAGCUGAAACCAUGGCUUGUGGAUGACUGGGACCUGAUCACACGGCAAAAGCAGCUUUUCCACCUGCCAGCCAAGAAGAAUGUCGAUUCAGUUCUUGAAGAUUAUGCAAGCUACAAGAAAUCAAGAGGAAACUCUGACAGCAAGGAGUUUGCUGUGAAUGAAGUGGUUGCUGGCAUUAGGGAGUAUUUUAACGUCAUGCUGGGGACACAGCUUCUCUACAAAUUUGAGAGGCCACAGUAUGCAGACAUCCUGGCAAACCACCCAGAUACAUCCAUGUCUCAGAUCUACGGCGCCCCUCACCUGCUCAGACUCUUUGUGAGAAUCGGAGCUAUGCUGGCGUACACGCCCCUGGAUGAGAAGAGCCUAGCACUUCUGCUCAGCUACCUGCAGGACUUCCUCAAGUACCUCGUGAAAAACUCUGCAUCACUUUUCAACGCAAGCGACUACGAAGUAGCCCCCCCGGAGUACCACCGCAAAGCAGUUUAAGGCUCAUCGUUUUUAGGGGAAUUGGUUUGUCUGUUGAUUUUUUUUUUUUUUUUUUUUUUUGGGCGGAGGAAGUUGUAACCUGUUUUUAAAGGAAUGCGAUUUCACACCAAGCCCAUUGAGAGCAGGUCACGUGGGGUCUUUUGUUAACCAUUGAGACAUGUUUAUGAGAAUCGGUCCACGAAAGAAAGACUAAUCCCUGGACAGUUAUGUUCUUUUAUAAGGAAAGCUGCUAGAGUCGCUGUUUCCUGUAUUUGGUAUGUUCUUGAGUACCACUUUUUAAGUUUCCGUUCACUUGUUUAGUGAGGUGUUUACCCAGAUCUUUUUGAGAAAGAAUUUUAUGUUUUCGUUGGUUUUUGCCCCCCCCCCUCCCAGUGUUGGCUGGAGUUGUUUUGUUGACUGUUGACAUUUUAUAAUAAAAGGGUUUUUUUCCAU